Limulus polyphemus (Atlantic horseshoe crab) is the source of this 932-nucleotide messenger RNA. RefSeq lists its product as uncharacterized. The record is from RefSeq and is a predicted model, not a curated record. The coding region runs from base 128 to 703 and encodes 191 amino acids. The transcript has 8 exons. NCBI's taxonomy places the organism in Eukaryota, Metazoa, Arthropoda, Merostomata, Xiphosura, Limulidae.
CCCCGCGCCCACAUCUACGUCAGAAGGAACUCAAGCUUAUUAUAAAGUAGGUUCUGAAGACGGAAGCAGGCCAGGGAAAUUUUUUAUAAACGUUGCGGACCUGAGCAGAAACCCCAAAUAUGAAAUCAUGAGUGUCUCUCUUCAUGAGGGUGAACCAGGUCAUCAUCUCCAGGAAUCUUUUAUAAAUACGCAAAAAAAUAUUCCUGCCUUCAGACGUUAUAUCGAAGACAGGAAAAAUUCGGACUCCCCCUCACGUUUUCCUUUGUACACUGCUUAUAUUGAGGGCUGGGCUUUAUAUAGCGAAUACUUGGGUCUAGAACUUGGCCUCUUCAAAGAUCCGUAUUUUCGGCUAGGUCGUCUAUCAGAGGAAAUAUGCCGAGCCUGCAGACUUGUUGUUGAUACCGGAAUACAUGCUUUUGGAUGGAGUCGUGAAAAGGGCGUUAACUACUUGCUGGAACACACGUCAUAUAAUAUAAAAAACAUUGAAAACGAAAUUGAUCGUUACAUAACGUGGCCUGGUGAGGUUUGUUCAUACAAGAUAGGAGAACUGAAGAUAAAAGAACUGAGGAAAAGAGCAGAGAAAGAACUUGGUAACAAGUUUUAUAUCAAAGAUUUUCAUGAUGUCAUCUUGAGAAACCAGGGUCCAUUAACUUUGUUAGAAAAACAAGUGAAUAUCUAUAUCCAACAAUAUCGGCAACAGUGAAAGGAAAGAUUGUUUAUCUAUUGGAAAGUUCCAGGAGAGAUCUGUGAGGCUUGAAUUUUAUGUAAACCGAAAUAAUGGUAAAAUAAUGUACACUACAGAGAGAUUGUAGCCCCUUAGUUACUGCUGAAAUUUACUUAGUGAAAUUUACUUUUAAACUUAUAUAUCCGUAACGUAUAAAAAUUUCUAUAACACUACAAAAUAAAGUUUUAUUGAUUUUUUUUGUUCUCAA